GGAAUAAAGAAAAUAAUAAUCUUAAGCGCUAUGUUUAGUGGUCGCAUGGAGGUGCUAACUGAUUCAGAAGGUUGGAUACUAAUAGAUCGCUGUGGAAACCAUUUUGGAAUCAUACUCAACUUCUUGCGCGAUGGCAGUGUCCCAUUACCCGAAACUAACAAAGAAAUAGCUGAGCUACUUGCAGAAUCAAAAUACUACUGCAUUACCGAGCUUGCAUUGUCAUGUGAACGGGCAAUAUACGCACACAUUGAGCCAAAACCUAUUUGCCGCAUUCCAUUGAUAACUUCGCAAAAAGAGCAACAACUUCUAACCAGCGCGUCUUCGAAACCGGCUGUUAUUUUAGUGGUGCAGCGACAAAACAACAAGUAUUCAUACACAAGCACAUCCGAUGACAUUUUAUUAAAAAAUAUUGAACUUUUCGACAAGUUCUCUCUGCGUUUCAACGAACGCAUUUUAUUCAUCAAAGAUGUUAUUGGACCAAGUGAAAUAUGUUGCUGGUCCUUUUAUGGGCACGGAAAAAAGGUUGCUGAAGUGUGUUGUACUUCUAUAGUUUAUGCAACUGAUCGAAAACAUACUAAAGUGGAAUUUCCUGAGGCACGUAUUUACGAAGAAACACUUAAACAUCAGUGGACUUUUUGCGCCAAUAAUACAUAUUACAAUACAAUAGCCCAAAAGAUGCGGAAAACAUGAAUAAAUA
Drosophila miranda is the source of this 697-nucleotide messenger RNA. RefSeq names its product BTB/POZ domain-containing adapter for CUL3-mediated RhoA degradation protein 3-like. The record is from RefSeq and is a predicted model, not a curated record. Gene Ontology annotation, biological process: protein homooligomerization. NCBI's taxonomy places the organism in Eukaryota, Metazoa, Arthropoda, Insecta, Diptera, Drosophilidae. The annotation marks the transcript as partial. The transcript has a single exon.